This is a messenger RNA of Fonsecaea erecta, 1857 nucleotides long. RefSeq lists its product as hypothetical. Gene Ontology annotation, biological process: xenobiotic detoxification by transmembrane export across the plasma membrane. Gene Ontology annotation, molecular function: fluconazole transmembrane transporter activity. The transcript has 3 exons. The coding region runs from base 1 to 1857 and encodes 618 amino acids. The record is from RefSeq and is a predicted model, not a curated record. Lineage: Eukaryota; Fungi; Ascomycota; Eurotiomycetes; Chaetothyriales; Herpotrichiellaceae.
AUGGAGGAUCUCUUUCGGGACACAGUUGUCGGACAGAUCUUACGACUUGUUACAGGAAGAAGGAUUCUCCAAUAUCCCGAGGAGCGAGAUCCGUCAAUAUGGCAAAGGUAUCUCAACGUUGAGAAGUCGGCUAACAUGGCUAUCCACGGUAGCACGGCUACACCUCAAUUAGAAAAGGAUCUUGGUUCUGCGUCUUCAUCUGGGCCACCGACACCUGAAAGUGAAGAGGAGCAGCAACGAGAAACGCCCUCAGUUGACGGCCAAGCCGCAAUCCCACCAGAAGCAAAGGAACAGUUAAAUCUGCCGUCCACCCCUCAACAUCCGGAUUCCAAUCUCCAAGGACCCUCUCGCCGUUCUUCACACUCAGCAUCGACAGCUAACGAGCCCGACAAUGUCCUGGUCAAUACCCUCAGUGGCACAAGGGUCGACCCUGAGAGAGGACGGGACACAGACAUUGUUGAUUGGUAUGGUCCUGACGAUCCAGAAAACCCCCGCAACUGGGGACGAGCCAAAAAAAUAUGGGUUACCUUCGAGAUUUGCCUGUUGACCUUUUCCGUCUACAUUGGCUCGUCGAUAUAUACUGCUGGGAUAUUGGACGUGAGCAAAGACUUCGGCGUCAGCCGUGUCGCCGCCACUCUCGGACUGACGCUGUUUGUGUUGGGCUACGGAAUUGGUCCAAUGUUUCUGAGUCCCUUGUCGGAGCUUCCGCAGACUGGAAGAGGCCCGAUCUAUAUCGGAACCCUGGCGCUCUUCGUCAUCCUGCAGGUGCCGACUGCUUUGGCAACCAACUUCGGCAUGCUGAUGGCAUUUCGUUUCAUCACGGGUUUCGUUGGAUCGCCGCCUCUCGCCACCGGCGGCGCCACGAUCGGGGACAUGUAUUCUCCUGCCAAAAGAACGUACGGCAUGGCGGUAUGGGGCAUUGGAGCUGUUUGUGGACCUGUCAUGGGGCCUCUCGUCGGGGGUUUUGCAGCAGAAUCAGAGGGAUGGGCCUGGACAAUCUGGGAACUCAUGUGGCUCUCGGGAUUCACCUUGGUCGUCCUCCUGUUGUUGCUGCCCGAGACCUCUUCGGCCAAUAUCCUUUACCGACGCACGAUGCGCCUUCGCAAAUUGACGGGCAACCAAAAACUCAUGUGUGAGCCGCAGCUGCUCGGCGAAACCAUGACGCCCAGGGAAAUCGUCAUGAUGACGCUCGUCCGCCCUUUUCUACUGUGCUUUACGGAACCCAUGGUCUUCCUGCUGAAUAUGUACAUCGCUCUUAUCUACGGCCUGCUGUACAUCUGGUUUGAGAGCUUCCCCAUCGUCUUCAAUGGGAUAUACGGCUUCAGUCUGGGUCUGGAAGGGACUGCGUUUAUGGGCAUUCUCGUUGGCGUCUUGAUCACACUUCCCCCGUUCAUCUGGUAUCAACGGAAAUACAUCGAGCCCAAAAUCAACGACAAAGGCGAGCUCCAGCCCGAAUGGCGCCUUCCACCUGCCUUUGUCGGUGCCUUCGCCAUCCCAAUCUGUCUGUUCUGGUUUGGCUGGUCUGCCCGGCCGGACAUCCACUGGAUCAUGCCCAUCAUCGGCACGGCCUGGUUUUCUAUCGGCGCGUUCUUGCUCUUUAACUCGGUCCUCAAUUACCUGGCCGACGCAUACCCGGCGUACGCUGCCAGUGUGCUGGCCGGCAACGACUUCUUCCGAUCCUCUUUCGGUGCAGGCUUCCCACUUUUUGCCUCGGCCAUGUACAAAAACCUUGGAGUCGGCUGGGCGAGUUCGACAUUGGGCUUUCUGGCCAUUGCCUUUAUCCCCAUCCCUUUCUUCUUGUUCAAGUACGGUGAACGACUGAGGGUGAGGAGUAGAUAUGCCCAGAAGGACUACUAG